UUUUCAAGAACCAAACAUUUCGCUGUUACUGUAUGUGUGUCUAAGUUGUAAAGAAAGAAUAAGUGAGAAACAGAAAUUAGACAUGUAUUGGUUUAGACAUCAAACAUUAGAAACAAAUAUCUGUCAGGAUAUUGUAAAUGUUGAUGUCAAAUUAAAAGCUUUAAAGAAAAAGACAUCACUGACUGUUGUAAAGCUUGAAGAAAUUUUGGACUAUUCGGAGCAUAAUGAAUUAACAUCAACAGAAAAAGGAAAAACUUCAUUAGAAAUAACGACACUGCGAUCAGAGUUGACAGCACUUGAGAAAGAAUUAAAGCCCGUGCGAUUUUGGUUUAAUGACACGCUCACAAAAUCUCAGACAACACUUUUAACUAACUUUAUCAAGGGUAACCAUGAUUUCUACCUUGAUAGUCGUUACAAAUGCCGAGCUCUUAGUAACAAGUUAGAAACAAAAUGCAAUAAAGUUAAACAAGACGACCAUUAAACAAUGAGGAUUGCUUCGUAAAUUCAUAAAUAAAACAAUAAAAUGUUAAUGUAAGUUAGAUAUUUUGAUAGUGAUCAUCCCAAAUACCUUCUUGAAUUUAUUGAUGUGUUUGCCAUUGGUGCUAAAAUUCAAAUAAAAAUGUUUUUGUUCCAUUCGUACUUUUAGAAAUAAUUGCUUGUUGAAGAUAUCAGUGCAUUACAUUGAAGAUAAUAAUAACACCCCACAUAUUCUAUAAGUAAUUCAUAACAACUUAUUUCCAGAAUUAAGUUGACAAAGUGCACAGUACUUAUGGACACUAUAAAUGUAAAAAGUACUGUUUUCAACGAAAUCCUUCUCUACUUGUAAAUAUAUUGACAUUAUUAUACAAAGGAGAAAUCGACGUUAAAAGUUACUAGAAUAGGAAAUUGGACAAAUACAACUUAUAAACGAUGUACAGAUAUUUAUUCAUAUAUAAUGAUUUACUAACAUCAAUUUGUAUAGCUGACUUAACAUUGCUUACUUUGUCUAAGAAUUUGAAUAAAUGUUAUUCCAAUAUAUUUAUUUUAUAUGAAUCUAAAUGAUAAGUUGUUAAAC
Ruditapes philippinarum (Manila clam) is the source of this 1054-nucleotide messenger RNA. RefSeq lists its product as uncharacterized. The transcript has 4 exons. Bases 83 to 481 code for a protein of 132 amino acids. NCBI's taxonomy places the organism in Eukaryota, Metazoa, Mollusca, Bivalvia, Venerida, Veneridae. The record is from RefSeq and is a predicted model, not a curated record.